Messenger RNA from Lindgomyces ingoldianus, 618 nucleotides. RefSeq names its product P-loop containing nucleoside triphosphate hydrolase protein. The record is from RefSeq and is a predicted model, not a curated record. The transcript has 2 exons. NCBI's taxonomy places the organism in Eukaryota, Fungi, Ascomycota, Dothideomycetes, Pleosporales, Lindgomycetaceae. The annotation marks the transcript as partial. Gene Ontology annotation, molecular function: ATP binding; ATP hydrolysis activity.
GACUUCGUUGCGGGUAAAGGCCAUUCUAUUGUUCUGCUAUUACAUGGGCCUCCAGGAGUCGGCAAGACAUCGACAGCUGAGUGCAUUGCUGCACAUAUGACUAAGCCUCUAUAUCCUCUUACAUCCGGAAACUUACCGGUGCGUGCGGAUGACUUGGAGACCCAGCUUCAGGUUCAUUUCACGUUGGCUGCACGGUGGGGCUGCAUCCUCUUGUUAGACGAAGCCGAUGUCUUCCUGCAGCGGCGUCGAUUGAACGAACUAGAGAUCAACGCAAUGGUCUCUGUGUUCCUUCGACAACUGGAGUAUUAUAGAGGCAUCCUGUUCUUAACAACGAACCGUGUUGGUGAUAUCGAUCCAGCAUUCAAGUCACGUAUCCAUGUAAGCUUAGAGUACGAACCGUUAGAUCGGUUGCGAACAAAGAAGAUAUAUAAGUUGCAUUUGCGACGAAUAAAGGAGGCAUUAGAGAUAAGGAAAGAUACACACGGAAGGGACUUCAAGAUUCGAAAUGAGGAAAUUAUGGCAUGGUCAGAUAAGCAUUUCAAAUCCUCGGCUAAAAAGCAUAGGCAGUGGAAUGGAAGACAAAUCCACAACGCAUUCCAAACGGCUGUCGCGCUCGCC